AUGCUCACACGCUCCCAAAGCUCGUGCAUCGAGUUCCGAGCCACAAACAUCAGCCUGGAGCUCGACCAGUAUCUCCCCCACGAACAGUACGCCUCGCGGCUGGUCUUUCAGAUUCGUGACUUUGAGAUCAUUGACAACGUGCCGACUUCUGUAUGGCGAAAGUUCAUGGGCCACAUGAGAGCCGACGGGCAGCCGCGUGAAACCAAAUCCAGCAUGCUUCGAAUUGAGAUGCUCAAUGUUCGCCCAUCGCCUGGAACAAGUCCGGCGGAAGAGAUGCGACUCAAGGUCCAGCUUCUCCCUCUCCGGUUCUACAUUGAUCAAGAUGCUUUGAGCUGUCUGCUCAAAUUCUUCUCGUUCGAAGACGACACGGUGCCCAAGAACCCUGGCCGCAGCAAGACUGAAGACAACACGUUUUUCCAAUGGGUUCAGAUCGAGCCCAUCCAGGUCAAACUCGACUACAAGCCCAAGCACGUCGACUAUUCCCAGCUCAAGGAUGGCAAACUGACCGAGAUCAUGAACUUUUUCCAUCUCGAUGGUGCCGAGCUGAUGCUGGAACGAGUCAGACUCCACGGAAUCAAAGGAUGGGUCAAACUUGUCGAGAAUCUUGUGCGAGAAUGGCUGCCGCAUAUUCAGAAGACUCAGGUGCCCAGGGUCAUCUCGGGCGUCAGCGGCGUUCGUACGCUCGUCAACCUGGGCGCGGGCAUCGCCGAUUUGUUCACGAUGCCGAUCGAGCAGUACAAGAAGGAUGGGCGAAUCCUGCGCGGUAUCCAAAAGGGCACCCGAGCGUUUGCCAAGGCGGCGACGCUGGAGACGAUCAAGCUGACCACCCAGCUUGCUGUUGGCACGCAAGUACUGCUAGAGCAUGCCGACGACAUCCUCUCGAGUGACAAGGAUGACCAAGCCAGCGGUGACGGGGGCAUGGGCCGAGAGGCUGUCAGCAAGUACUCGGACCAGCCCAAGGAUGUCCGCGAAGGUGUGGGGCUGGCAUACCGCAGUCUCAGUCGCAAUCUUGGCACGGCUGCCAAAACGAUCAUGUCGGUGCCGACAAACAUGUACGACCGCGGCGGAAGCCAGGCAGUCAUCCGUGCUGUGCCAAGCGCUGUUCUGAAGCCCAUGAUUGGGGCGACUGAGGCGGUCUCGAAGACGCUCAUUGGCCUGCAGAACACCAUCGAUCCAGACAAGCGGCUUCAGAUGGAAGACAAGUAUGUAGCCUGUGCUGAUUGA
This is a messenger RNA of Polychytrium aggregatum, 1224 nucleotides long. RefSeq names its product ATG C terminal domain-containing protein. Lineage: Eukaryota; Fungi; Chytridiomycota; Chytridiomycetes; Polychytriales. The record is from RefSeq and is a predicted model, not a curated record. Gene Ontology annotation, biological process: autophagy of mitochondrion; autophagosome assembly; reticulophagy. Gene Ontology annotation, cellular component: phagophore assembly site; extrinsic component of membrane. Gene Ontology annotation, molecular function: phosphatidylinositol-3-phosphate binding. Bases 1 to 1224 code for a protein of 407 amino acids. The transcript has 6 exons.